This is a messenger RNA of Aedes aegypti (yellow fever mosquito), 1784 nucleotides long. Its product is annotated as facilitated trehalose transporter Tret1. The record is from RefSeq and is a predicted model, not a curated record. Gene Ontology annotation, cellular component: membrane. The transcript is spliced from 6 exons. The coding region runs from base 155 to 1666 and encodes 503 amino acids. NCBI's taxonomy places the organism in Eukaryota, Metazoa, Arthropoda, Insecta, Diptera, Culicidae. Gene Ontology annotation, molecular function: sugar transmembrane transporter activity. Gene Ontology annotation, biological process: carbohydrate transport; transmembrane transport.
ACAGACAGUCGACCGGUUGAUGUUUGCUCAUCACAUAUCGUCAUCGCAGUCACCGGCUGUGGGCGCUAAGAGCUUCAGCGGAAAUCUCGUUCCGGAACGUGAACUGGCCAUCAUGCUGAAGGAAGCUCUAAGCCUUCGGUAAAUCUCAUUUGCAAUGUGUGGUUUAAUUUGCCCAACGCAGCAGGUGCAUGUCGUUCAUUCUAUUCGAAGUGUGCAAAGCGAAAUGGGAUUGAGCCGGGCAGUAUACCAGGAAAAUUUUCCAUUCAAAUCGACUCUAAAUCAGUUUUUGGGCGCCAUUGCCGUUAACAUCAUCACAAUCAGCCAUGGGGCAGCUAUCGGAUGGGUGUCACCGUUCUUGCCCUAUCUUCAAUCAGGCGAAUCGCAUCUGACGUCUGGUUCGGUUAGCAUCGAGCAGGCAUCCUGGAUAGGGUCUCUCCUGUGCAUCGGAGGACUUAUAGGGGCACCGGUGUUUGGGCUGUUGGCCGAUCGAUUCGGUAAAAAGCUCGGUCUGCAGCUGAUCGUCAUUCCGCAUGUGGCUUUUUGGAUAUGCAUACUCUACGGACCAAAUGUGUACUUCAUCUAUCUGGGUCGAAUCCUGGCCGGGAGCGGAGGAGGCGGAAUCCUACGAGCAAUCCCCCUGUACAUCGCCGAUAUCGCUCACUGCAAACUGCGAGGAAUGCUCGGAUCAGUAUUGGUCAUUUCACUCAACGUCGGAAUUCUGUUGGGAUUUGUGCUGGGAAACUCAUUGUCGUACUUUACCGUGCCCAUCGUGAUGCUCGUGGCGCCAAUCCUGUUUGUUGUUAGCACCUGCUUUCUUCCGGAAACGCCCUACUGUUUGUUGAAACAAAACCGAAUCGAAAAAGCCGAACUAUCUUUGAUGUUUUACCGGGGAGUUGAUGGCCAUUUCCAGAAGACCGAUGACUUUAGGAAAGAAUUUGAGCAGCUGAAAAAACUGUCGUUAGUGGCGAAAGACCCUUUCGAGCAUAAGCUGAACUGGCGAGAUUUCUGUACAAAACAAGCCCGCAAGGGACUGGGAAUCGGAAUUUUCCUAAUGGUUCUCAAUCAAUUCUGUGGCGCUUUGGCCAUCAUCACCUAUUCGGCAAACAUUUUCUCCGAAUCCGGCUCUGACCUAUCCCCAAAUGUGUCCUCAAUCAUCGUGGCAAUCAUUCAACUAACCGGAACGUUAGUGUCCUUUGUUUUGGUGGAUAAUUUGGGUCGUAAAAUUUUGCUGCUGAUUUCCACCAUAGGAACCACAGCUGGAUUGUUCUCCAUGGGAAUUUUCUCAUUUCUGCAACACAGCGGUCAUGAUCUGAGUGAACUUGGCUCUUUACCAAUUCUCAGCUUAUCAUUCACCAUUCUGUUCUCAUCGUUCGGUAUCCUGCCACUGCCGUAUGUUAUUUUGGCCGAGGUGCUACCCCAGAAGGUUCGUAACGUGGGUAGCACGAUCAGCAUAUUGAUGAUUUCGUCGAGUGCAUUCGUGGUACUGAAGGUUUUUCCAAUCAUGAUUGACAGGGUACACCUGUAUGGCGCCAUGUGGUUUCACGCAUCGAUUUGCUUGAUAAGCAUUUUUAUAAUUUUAUUUGCUGUACCAGAAACGAAAGGAAAAGAUUUGUUGACUGCUGAUGAGAAGCCAGAGUUCGUCGAGCGGAAGGAAGUUUGCACGUGAGCUAAACUGUAGCCAGAGGAAAACUGAGAGAUUGAGGGUUAGUCCUUUUAGGUUUAUACUUGGAAUAAAGUGUAUUCAACUGAAGUUUCCACUUCAACUGAAGUGUUGUUAUGUGAAA